AUGCUGCUGCCCCUUUCAAUGUCGGCCUGGUUCGGCUUAGCAGCGGCGGCUGCGGCGGCUGUGCCAUGUGUUGCUGUGGUAGGUGCCGGCAUCAACGGUGGGUCCGCCGUCCACUUUCUGCGCGAUCUGCUGGGUGACGGUGUCGACAUCACGGUCUUCGAGGCUAACCGUGAGCCGGGUGGCCGAACGUUGACGAGGAGCUUCGCCAACGUGACUGUGGACGUGGGAGGCACGGCCAUCUAUUCCAGGAACAGGUACGUCUCCGGCUUCGCCAGAGACUUCGGGCUGCAACCGCAGGCCGGAGACGACGGCGUGAAUUCGGACAUCGGCAUCUGGGAUGGCAGCAAGUUUCGCAUCCAGGUUGACGCAGACAGCCGCCUGGACAUGGGGGCCAAGCUUCUAUUCCGAUAUGGGUUUUCCCCUCUUCACGUGAUUCCGGCAGUUCGCAAUGCGGUGGAUGGUUUCGACAAAAUCUACGACCUGCAAGAGGGGCAGAAGAGCUUCGAAACCCCGGCAGCGUUGUUGGAGGCUUUGGGCGUCUUCAACCUAACCCAGACGUCAGCUUAUGACUUCUUCAAGAGCCUCGGUGUAGAGGAGAAAUUCGUGAAGGAGAUGGUCGACGGAGCUUCCCGGUGCAACUACAACCAGCCAGGUAGCGGCAGAGGUCAUGAUGAUUUCGACGGUGACCAAGCAGUUCUUAGCAGGCAGAUGACAUGUUGCAUAUUCUUCUGGUCCAUGAAUCUCCUCGACUGGUCGUCUUCGCAAGAUGCUCGGGCUCAAAAUUGGCCCGGUAUCCAAGAGGUGCAUUCCGCCACCAUGGCGGAUGAUCCCCAUAUGAACCACGAUGAUCUCUUCGAAAUUGUCAGAGACGGAGAUCUUGCUGAUGCCAAGAAGGCUUUAGCAAGUGCAGAAAUGUCAUGGCGACAUUCCGCUCUUCGACAAAAUUUUCUGUUCUUUGUCGCGGCGCGACGCCGCCGAGGCUGCGAAGAACUGGCAAAGCAGUGCAUAGCCAUGAGAAUCAAUCUGGAAGAGGUUGACCUGAAUGGUCAGACACCUCUUUUUUGGGCUGCAAAGCGCGGCAACCUGCUCAUGAUCAAGUUCCUGCUCAAUCUUGGCUUUGAGGUUAACUUUCGAGACAAGGCCAGGAAGACGGCGCUCUUCUUCGCCAUCGAGAACGGUCACCUGGACGUGGCCGACUACCUCAUUGAGCGGUCCGCGUCGACACUGGUUCGGGCCAGCAAUGGUAAAACUCCCCACGCGAUGCUCAAAGAGAAGAACCACAAGGUACGAAGCCGUUUCGCCGAGUGGGAAUGGGCCAGCGCAGAGGGCGAGUCGGAACCGAUGGUGGGUAAAGAAGAAGAUAAUGUGCUCGUGGAAGAUUCGCG
This is a messenger RNA of Symbiodinium necroappetens, 1385 nucleotides long. NCBI's taxonomy places the organism in Eukaryota, Dinophyceae, Suessiales, Symbiodiniaceae. The record is from the annotation of a GenBank genome assembly.